UCCUAUGCGAGGAGUGGCGCAAUCUCUGUGAGAUCCCAGUUAAUGCUCUCGCUCUGGGAUCGCUGGGAGAGCAAGGGCAGAGGAACCAGCACAUAGCCUAGCUUAAGCUGAAUCGCGAGUACUUUUUUCCCUCCUCCGCACCUCCUGCACCGGCUAAUGGAAGUUGCAGACAAACCCAUCAACAUCUGAGACCAAACCUGUGGUCAUCGCUCGCUCCCUUGGAAUACACCAUUUGCACCGGACACAUGGUGAGACAGAGCUGACCGCGGAGAAUAACUAUUUGUGAAAGCUUACCCAGUUGGAUUUUACCAUAAGGAAGCCAGACAAGAUAAGGUUGAUUGUCGUCUGCGUAGAAUGACCGUAACCUACAUUUAUUUUGCACUUUCAUUAAUUUUACAAUGCGUAAAAUGAAUCUGGUGGAGUUGCGUGGAUGGCUAUGUCUGUCAACACUGGCGAUAUGCAGCGACAGGUAAAGUGAAAGGAUUUAUUUUAGGCGAACUGGAGACGUUGUCUUCAAAGACAUUUGAGUUUGUAUCCGAGACCUGCAAUACCUGUUCCCGAAGUGCACGGCCUUCAGACUGACCAGCCGACACAGACAAUUGACAGAACUUGGCGAAAUGAAUUCGUUUUGAAGCUACAGGUUCACGGGAAUAAAGAAGCCUACGUCCAACCCAAGACCGUGUAGUGUACCUUCUCCACACCACAGCGAGCUACACUUCGCAUACGUCAAAUCUACCGUUUUUGCAGUUCAGCCAAGGACAACCUUUCCGAAAAAAGUGUGCAUGUAACUGGACAAAAGAUUAUGUAUCCGAUAUCGGUCGCACAUGCUCCCGAUUGAAAAGCCACAGAACCCACGAGCCAAAACGUUGAAUUACCAAGCAGUCAUCCAGCCGCUUUGAAGAACUGUACCGCGAAAUGAUGAGAAUGGCUGGAGUCGGAUGUUGGAAAUAUUACCUUUGGAUUUUUAUUGUCAUAUGCAGGUUCAUGCUGCCAUUAGCCAAAUCCCUGGAAACAAUCAUUUGGAGCACACAAAAUUCUAAGUUCCAAAAUGCCAAGGGCCUGGUCAUUUACCCCGACAUCGGAGACAAGCUUGACAUCAUCUGCCCCAAGGCGGAGGAUGGGCAGUCGUACGAGUACUACAAGCUCUACCUGGUGAAGAAGGACCAGGCCGAGUCGUGCAGCACCGUGCUGGACCCCAACGUGCUGGUCAACUGCAACAAGCCCGAGAAGGACAUCAAGUUCACCAUCAAGUUCCAGGAGUUCAGCCCCAACUACAUGGGCCUGGAGUUCAAGAGGAACAACAACUACUACAUCACGUCCACGUCCAAUGGCUCUAUGGAAGGCCUGGAGAACCGUGAGGGAGGAGUGUGUAAGACCCGUGCCAUGAAGGUCAUCAUGAAGGUCGGACAAGACCCUAACGCCAUCCUGCCGGACCCAGUGAUGACGGAUCUCCCGGGAGUGGAGGGUCCAGACGGCGGCUACAGCCCGCCCAGCCGAGACCCAGGCGCAGACAGACCGCCAGACACGGGCAACACGGACCUUGGUAACCCUAAGACCAGCGGCAAUGGCGGUGGUGGAGGUGGUGGUGGAGGUGGAGGUGGCGGCAGCAGUGGCGGAGGUAGCACCAGCAGCACCAGCGAGGGCUUCCUGGGCUCCAAGAUCGCCGUCUUCUCGGCCAUCGGCGCCGGCUGCGUCAUCUUCCUGGUGCUCAUCAUCUUCCUGGUGGUGCUCCUGAUCAAGGUGCGCAAGCGCGGACGCAAGCCGGCCCAGCCGCGGCCCGCCGCCCUCACGCUCAGCACGCUGGCCAGCCCCAAAGGAGCGGGCGGCGUGGGGGUCGUCGGGGGAGCGGGGUCCGAGCCCUCCGACAUCAUCAUCCCGCUACGGACAGAGAACAACUACUGCCCGCACUACGAGAAGGUCAGCGGCGACUACGGACACCCUGUCUACAUUGUCCAGGAGAUGCCCCCUCAGAGCCCCGCUAACAUCUACUACAAGGUGUGACGAAGAGAGAG
Molecule: messenger RNA, 2012 nt
Organism: Alosa alosa (allis shad)
Lineage: Eukaryota; Metazoa; Chordata; Actinopteri; Clupeiformes; Clupeidae
Product: ephrin-B1-like
Exons: 5
Coding region: 916-2001 (361 amino acids)
Biological process (GO): axon guidance; ephrin receptor signaling pathway
Cellular component (GO): plasma membrane
Molecular function (GO): ephrin receptor binding
Source: RefSeq, a predicted model, not a curated record